CGCUCAGCUGCUCGACUGAUCCAUUUAAUCUUGAACGAGCAGUACGGCGAGAAACAACGGCAUUUAUGCCCGAGAGGAACACGGCCGACGGUAUGAGUAAGUCCGGGGAGGACAACCUGAGGCAUCUCAACUUCCAGCAGACUGUAGAGUUUAAUGGACAGGAGGAUCAACAUUCAGUUGGAUUAUGUAGCACAAAUGUGACCAUUAUCCCUUCUCCUGGUGAUCAUAACCAUGGUAGUUCUAAAGUGAAGUUGAAAAAUAUUGUUGACUUCACAUGGGAUCAUCAUCUUUACACAGGCCAGUUGUUGGCUGUUCAUGUAUCUGGAAAAUAUUUAGCUUAUGGUUUAAAAGUUGGUACCGGUGGUGGGGUAGUCCGUGUUGUAUACAAGGAUUUAGAACAUAGAUCUCUGCUGCGAGGAAUGCGUGGUGUUAUUCAAGAUCUUGCAUUUGCUCAUGUUGCAAAUGCAAUUCUUGCGUGUAUCGAUUAUACAGGAUCACUUUUUAUACACACAAUUGAACCUACACCGUCUGAAUUAUUAUGUAGUUUAGUAUUACAAGUAGACGCAGAAGAUGUUUCUCCAACUAGUCACAGAGUGAUUUGGUGCCCAUACAUCCCGGAGGAGGAUGCUUCUGAUGGAGAUGAAGUAUCAAAAUUAUUAGUCCUAACACGUGGUUCCAAGGUUGAAUUGUGGUCGGUUGCAACAAUAGCAUCAAACUUUAGAUCAGUAGAGGCAACAGAUCCAAGUGUUAAAGAAAGUGGUGGCAUGAUGGAAAUUAAUCAGCACUCGGGAAGUAUUGUUGAAGUCGCCCUUAGUCCAGAUGGCACUGCAUUGGCAACGGCUAGUACAGAUGGAGAAGUAAAAUUCUUUCAAGUCUUCCUUCAUAGUAAUUCUCACAAUGGCAAUCCGCAACCACGUUGUUUACAUCAAUGGAGGCCUCACGGAGGACGGCCCAUUUCCUGUCUGUUUUUCCUUGAUGAUCAUAAAAAUUAUCAACCUGAUGUUCAAUUUUGGAGAUUUGCUGUGACGGGGUGUGACAAUAAUUCAGAAUUAAAAGUAUGGUCGUGCGAAAUGUGGACUUGUUUACAAACAAUCAAAUUUGCUCCAAAUCCUUCCACGGGCAAAAUACCGGUACUAAAAGCAGGCUUAGAUCUUGGUGCUGGAUAUCUGUUUUUAUCAGACAUAUAUAAUAAAAUUUUAUAUAUAUUAAGUCUUACGAAAGAUAAAAAUGAAGCGUUAGCUUGCAUAAGCACGGUAUCAGAGUUUCUCCUACCAUAUCCAAUUCUAAGUUUCGGAAUUGUCGAUGCUGAUCAACGUAAAAUACGGUCGACUGGUGAAUCAUUAGAAGAUCUAUGUGAAGAGAUUGAGGAAAACGAAGAACAACUUGUUAUUUACAUGUAUCUAGUCCAACCAAAGUCGUUACAAGAAUGUCACAUUGCUUUUAAACCUGCCUCGCAAGCAAGCAAUUAUCUUAUAGAUACACUUGCUCAUGAUACGCUGGAAUAUUCUGAAGAUAUGCCAGAUAUGGGAACCGUUACUCACAACGGUAUGUCCGGAGAAAAUUGUGAGGGAGAACGAUCUUUAUCUUCAGCAAUUGAAACAACAAUUAAUCAUAAUACUGGUGGCUUAAACUUAAUGACGCCUGAUGCAUUUAGUUCACCUGCAAAAAAAGAUAACAACGAAUUGGAGUCUAAUCCAGGGAGUCCAGAUUUGAGGAAAGUCUUGUCAAGUAGUCCUCUUGCACAAGCGGUGCAAGCUUUGAACGCAUCUGAUCCACCACUAGUAAAAAAUGAUAUAGAAGAGCAAGCUCCUGCAAGUUGUGGAAGCAGUCCAUCUAGAGAAGUAAGGGAAAUUUUAUCUCUUACCAAACCAGAUGAAGAAACUGAUAUCGACGGCAAGCAGGAAAUAAAAACGAAUGCCGAUGAAGAUUGGUCUAAUAUCCCGAUGGUCUUGCUUAAAGAUGUUAGUGUGCAUGCGAUGCAAGAGUCUGAAGAAUUUCCCGAAGAUGAUGAAAAUAAUAUGCAGAGGCAAAAGACAAAAGUUGAACCGAAGACGUCGUCUCUUCCUACCGAUGAUCCUGGAUUAUCAUGGCGAACAAACGAUAUUGAACUAAAUAAUAAAUUGAAAUCUAUUUUAGAUAUAAUUCAGGAUCAGUGUCAAGAACUAAAAGAGUUACGUACAGAGGUUACUAGAUUACGGCAAGAAUCACCAGUAUCCACGCGAAUAGAAUCUGCAUUGGCGAGAAUGUCUCAGCAGCAAAAUGCGAACUUGGAACAAACUCUAUAUGAUCAAAUGACUCGUCAACAUGAAUUUCUAAAUACAUUUGAAACAACGAUCAAAGAUAAGAUUGAAAGUACCUUACCGUGUAUAGUUGAAGAAACAGUAAAGCCUUUGAAGCAUCAAAUGAGAUUAGACGCAAAUCAAAUGGAUGAACUCUUCCAGAAGAAUAUAACUGAAUUGAUAAAUAGUUCACAUGUAAAAGAUACCUUAUCUUUGACAGCUGCAAAUGCAGCAAAACCAGCUUUGGAAGUUACUUUUAAAGAAGCAUUUACAACUGUCCUCUUACCUAAUAUGGAAAAGGUUUGCCAAAUUAUGUUUAAGCAAAUCCAAGACGUCUUCAUUAAAGGUACUCGCGAAUAUUUACAACAUAUUGAUACAGUUAUCGAUAAACAGAAUCAACGUCAUAAUGAGCAGUUAAGCGAAAUGUUAUCAACAUUGGUACGCGAAGAAAUACAAACUGAAUUGAAUAGAGUUUUAACGACGAUGCAAGAUAGUACUAUACGAACAAUUCGUGAUUCUAUACGAGAAAAUCUAAAUCAGCAACUUACAGAAAUUUCUACUGCGCGAUCAAGAGCUACAACCCCUGCUAUACCUGUAACCGCUGUAGCUGAUGCUCAAUCACGUGUUAUGUCUCUUCUUCAAAGAGGUCAAUUAAACGCCGCUUUUCAACAGGCUUUGAGUGCAAGUGAUUUGGGAUUGGUAGUACUAGUGUGUGAAAAAACAGAACCUUCAAGAGUAUUUUCGUGUACAGCACAAGGUUCACGAUGCAUUUUGCAGCAACCCGUGAUUCUUUCUCUCGUACAACAAUUAUCUGCUGAUUUAGGACAUCGUACAGAAUUGAAACACAGGUGGUUGGAAGAAGCAAUAUUAAAUUUAGAUCCAAGUGAUCCCGUAACACGAGAACAUAUGGGCACGGUGCUAAUGACUCUACAAAAUCAAUUGGCUACAUUUGUAGCAAGUAAUCCGAAUCAUCGAUCGACGAGUCGCAUGAAAAUGCUCGCUAUGGCUACACGUGCAUUAUUAAGUCAGCAUCCUUGACCAUCACGUUUGUGAGAUUAUUCAAGUAUAUGAUAUAAGAUUUUUAAUUUUUUCUGUUUAAAGACUACUUUUGUCUAAAAGCAAUAUUAACAAAAGUCAUGUUUAAGACUGUGUGUGGUAGUAAUUUUCAUAUAGAAUAUACAGAUACAGAUGUAUGCGAAGCCAUUACCAUUCACACUAUUUUAACAAACAUUUAGAUUCAGUUUAAUUCUAUUUAACAGAUACACACAUAUAUUUAA
Trachymyrmex septentrionalis is the source of this 3556-nucleotide messenger RNA. It is a transcript of the gene Ge-1, whose product is annotated as enhancer of mRNA-decapping protein 4. The record is from RefSeq and is a predicted model, not a curated record. Bases 66 to 3317 code for a protein of 1083 amino acids. Gene Ontology annotation, biological process: deadenylation-independent decapping of nuclear-transcribed mRNA. NCBI's taxonomy places the organism in Eukaryota, Metazoa, Arthropoda, Insecta, Hymenoptera, Formicidae. Gene Ontology annotation, molecular function: protein binding. The transcript is spliced from 9 exons. Gene Ontology annotation, cellular component: P-body.